AUGCCGAGCAGAAAUACGAAGAGUGUCAACAAAGCAGCUGCUUGUGAUAAGGAAGGCGUUAAUGUAGUAUGUGACGGUUGUUCGGUGUCGUUCUUGGUUCCAGGCAUGUCUGAUGAAGCACUUACUUCAAUUACAGCAUUCAGUUGCGUAAGAAUUUUUUGUGUUGCAUGUUCUGGCUCAUCACCUAUCGAGAGAAUUGUCUCCGAAAAAAUUGAAGCUGGCAACUCAGCAGUAUUUGAUGAGAUGAAAAAAAUUGAAAAAUUGAAUAUGGAUAUUAAACAGCAGAUUGACGCCAUCAAAACUAUUAUUGAUGAGGGUGAUGGUAAACUUUCGAGAAUGGAUGCUUUUGGGUCAAAGUUAUGUGAUGAAAUAUUGGUUUUAAAGCGUGAAAUGAACAGAUCUUUUUCGGAAGUUGUCAAAUCUGAAGUUGGCAGAGGUGUGCAAGCAAUCAAUAAUGAUUCGAAAAGUGUUCAAAUAACGCUGAACAAAAGAGAGGGAAGCCAACAUGAUGCUAUUCGGAUUGAAGAAAGGAUGAAAACUUUAGAUGAUAGUUUGAAAAACAUUCGGUUAAGUCAUAACCUUACAAUUCAACAAAGAAGCGACUUGAAAAAAUUACUUGAUGAUGCCAAGAAGAAGGAAGAGAGUUGCAAAGAGGGUUUUUUAUAUCGAGUCAGAGGGGAGGUCGGGAAAUGGAAGAUAGUUCAGUUUUUUGCAAAGAAAGACUCGAAGUCAAUUAUGAAGAAGGUUGACACUGUUCAUGGGCUGAUUUGUGAUGGUUUAGAUGUCAUGGUGCUGACAGAAACUUGGCAUGGAUUGGAUGGUAAUUUUGCAAUUGGUUUGGCAAAGCCGCCUGGGUUUCAGUUUGUUGAUUAUAUUAGAGAGCAUGAUCCGGGUCAUGGUGGUUUGAUAGUUUACUUUCGCAAAGAGUUCAAAUUUAAAAAGUUAACUCUGUCAUUGAUUAGUACGUUUGAAGCUAUCGCAAUCAGAUUGUCAAUAUAUAAAAGCGUAUUCAUCUUGCUAGCUAUGUACAGACCCGGCUCAGCUCCAAUAACAGUUUUGUUUUAUGAUGAACCAGUUUCAAUCUUGGAGUACUUAACAAUUUUAAACUCAGACAUUUUAUUGAUGGGUGACUUAAAUUUGCAUGUUGAGAGAACUGCUGAUCCCCAAUCUAUUCGUUUAAAAGAAAUAUUUGAUAUAUUUCAAUUAGUAAAUCAUGUCAACGUUCCUACACAUAUUCUAGGAGGUACAUUGGAUUUAGUUGUCAGUUCACAUGUCUUUCCAGUACUUAAUGCUAAGAUCUAUCUUAGUGGAAUAAUAUCGGAUCACAGUUUCAUAAAAAUAGAAACAAUGAUUGUUCGGCCAGCCCCUAAAACAGCGAUGAAAUCAGUUAGGUCAUGGAAAAGAGUAGAUGAGGAAAAAUUCAUUGGUGCUAUUUUAACUUCACCAGUAUCUAAACCAUGCUGUAAUGAUGAUGUCGAAAAGUAA
Helobdella robusta is the source of this 1485-nucleotide messenger RNA. RefSeq lists its product as hypothetical. The transcript has 3 exons. NCBI's taxonomy places the organism in Eukaryota, Metazoa, Annelida, Clitellata, Rhynchobdellida, Glossiphoniidae. Gene Ontology annotation, molecular function: catalytic activity. The record is from RefSeq and is a predicted model, not a curated record. Bases 1 to 1485 code for a protein of 494 amino acids.